UCUGCUACUACGUCAGUGUACAUCACAGGGACACACAGGACCUUUUUGCUUCAGGUACUCGGGGUGACUCCCUGCACAGAAAAAAAAGCGAAUCUCGGUCACCCUAAACACGCUCACCUUCCAAGCAAAAGGAUUUGGUAUCCGAGCGCACGCUGGCCAAAGUUCAACAGCAGCAGUGCAGUGGAGCAGGGAGCUGUCCGUGGUGCUGAAUUCAUCAGCUAACAGAAAUCCCCAUUGCACACUCAUGUGCUUGGGCCGCUCCUGAUACAUCCCAUUCCUAGCAGCAAUUGACCACCACCUCCACAUCCAAGAUGGACGACGACGGGCGUUACAGGGACAGCCGCUCCGACUUUAUCCGCGGCGCAAAGGACAUUGCCAAAGUGGCCAAGAAACAGGUUGGCAAGAAGGUGGGGCGCAGCGUGGACAAAAUGGCCGACGAGUACACCAAACGCUCCUAUAAACGCUUUGAGGGCGAUGAUGAUGAUGAUGACGACUAUGGCGCUGUGCCUAGCAACGACGGCGGAUAUUACCGAAAUGACAGCCGGGCCAAUGAUGAUGAAGGUCACAGCGACUCCACUGAAGGACACGACGAGGAUGAUGAGAUCUAUGAAGGAGAGUACCAGGGUAUCCCGAGGGCUGACUCGGGCAAGGCUGGCGACAUGGAUGGUGUGGCGGCCGCCCAGGCACAACAGUUCAGGGAUCUGUCAGCCUACGAAAGUGAGAGGAGGAAAGACCAGGAGGAGUUGGCUCAGCAGUAUGAGACCAUCCUGCAGGAGUGUGGCCAUGGGAAAUUCCAGUGGACACUCUACUUUGUCCUGGGGCUGGCGUUGAUGGCUGAUGGCGUGGAGAUCUUUGUGGUCGGCUUCGUUCUGCCCAGUGCAGAGAAGGACAUGUGUCUAUCUGAGCCCAACAAGGGCAUGCUGGGUCUGAUCGUGUACCUUGGGAUGAUGGUUGGGGCCUUCGUGUGGGGUGGCCUGGCUGAUCGGAUUGGCCGUCGGCAGACCCUCCUUAUCUCCCUCUCCAUCAACAGUGUGUUUGCCUUCUUCUCGUCCUUCGUCCAGGGCUACGUCUCGUUCCUCUUCUGCCGCCUGGCCUCUGGUGUGGGUAUUGGCGGCUCCAUCCCCAUUGUGUUUUCCUAUUACUCUGAGUUCCUGGCCCAGGAGAAGCGAGGAGAGCAUCUGAGCUGGCUCUGCAUGUUCUGGAUGAUCGGUGGUAUCUAUGCCUCCGCCAUGGCCUGGGCCAUCAUCCCACACUAUGGCUGGAGUUUCCAGAUGGGCUCGGCCUACCAAUUCCAUAGCUGGCGUGUCUUUGUGUUAGUGUGUGCCUUCCCCUCUGUGGCGGCCAUUUGUGCCCUCACCACCAUGCCCGAGAGCCCCCGUUUCUACCUUGAGAAUGGAAAACAUGACGAGGCAUGGAUGAUUCUGAAGCAGGUCCAUGACACCAACAUGAGGGCCAAGGGCUACCCAGAGAGGGUCUUCACGGUGACCACCAUCAAAACAGUGAAGCAGAUGGAUGAACUGGUGAACCUGGGUGAUGGUGCCGCCUGGCAUGAGAAAUGGAGGACAAAGCUCUCUUCACUAUUCCAUCAGGUAUGGAGUAAUUUCCUGAGCAUUUUCUCCCCCGAGUACCGCCGCACCACCUACAUGAUGAUGGCUGUGUGGUUCUCUAUGUCCUUCAGCUACUACGGUCUGACAGUGUGGUUCCCUGACAUGAUCAAGUACCUGCAGAAGCAGGAGUACGCUUCACGCACCAAGGUUUUUGUUAAGGAGAAAGUAGACCAUGUCACCUUUAACUUCACUCUGGAAAACCAGGUCCAUCGCCAAGGAGAGUACUUCAACGACAAGUUUAUGAACCUGAAAAUGAGGUCUAUGGUGUUUGAGGACUCACUGUUUGAGGAGUGUUAUUUUGAGGACAUCACCUCCAGCAACACUUUUUUCAAGAACUGCACCUUCAUUGCCACCCUCUUCUACAACACAGAUCUCUUCAAGUAUAGGUUGGUCAACUGCAAGCUCAUCAACAGCACUUUCCUGCACAACAAAGAGGGCUGCCUGCUCAGUGAUGUCAGUGAUGAGAACAAUGCCUAUAUGGUCUACUUUGUCAGUUUCCUGGGCACCUUGGCUGUGUUGCCAGGCAACAUCGUCUCUGCACUGCUCAUGGACAAGAUCGGACGGCUGAGGAUGCUAGCGGGCUCCAGUGUGAUCUCUUGCAUCAGCUGUUUCUUCCUGUCUUUUGGCAACAGCGAGUCAGCCAUGAUUGCUCUGCUCUGCCUGUUCGGGGGAAUCAGCAUCGCUUCCUGGAAUGCCCUGGAUGUGCUGACCGUCGAGCUCUACCCCUCUGACAAGAGAACCACAGCAUUUGGCUUCCUCAAUGCCCUCUGUAAAUUAGCGGCUGUUUUAGGAAUAAGCAUCUUCACCUCGUUCGUUGGUAUCACCAAGGCUGUGCCCAUCCUCUUUGCUUCGGGGGCACUGGCGAUGGGCAGUUUUCUGGCCCUCAAACUACCAGAGACGCGGGGUCAGGUGCUGCAAUAGUGUGGC
This is a messenger RNA of Micropterus dolomieu (smallmouth bass), 2534 nucleotides long. RefSeq names its product synaptic vesicle glycoprotein 2A (gene sv2a). The record is from RefSeq and is a predicted model, not a curated record. Gene Ontology annotation, cellular component: membrane. Lineage: Eukaryota; Metazoa; Chordata; Actinopteri; Centrarchiformes; Centrarchidae. Gene Ontology annotation, biological process: chemical synaptic transmission; transmembrane transport. Gene Ontology annotation, molecular function: transmembrane transporter activity. The transcript has 13 exons. The coding region runs from base 312 to 2528 and encodes 738 amino acids.